Molecule: messenger RNA, 2961 nt
Organism: Lachancea sp. 'fantastica'
Lineage: Eukaryota; Fungi; Ascomycota; Saccharomycetes; Saccharomycetales; Saccharomycetaceae
Source: the annotation of a GenBank genome assembly
AUGAGCUUUCAAUCAACCAAAAGGACACAGUCAGAGUCGAGCGAACCUGAGCUCAAUGGGCGUGUUGUAAAGCGUCAAGCAGUAAAUGGAGACUUUUCUGUCUCUUCAUCGGAUGCAGAAAUAGAUCUAGUUGACGAAGUGGAAGUUGCAGGUAUCGAAGAACAUGUUAAUAACGCACAGUGGCAAAGCACUAUUUCCAAAGUCGUGGGAUCGGUAGUAUCAAUACAUUUUGCACAAGUGGCUCCAUUUGACUGUGACCCAGCUCUUGUCUCUGAGGCCACCGGGUUUGUGGUUGACGCAGAGCUAGGAAUAAUUCUUACAAAUAGACAUGUUGUUGGUGCUGGUCCGUUUGUGGGAUAUGCGGUUUUCGAUAACCAUGAAGAAUGUGAUGUCAUACCGAUCUACCGGGAUCCAGUUCACGAUUUUGGGUUUUUGAAGUUCAAUCCAAAGAGCAUAAAGUACAUGAGUGUCCAGGCAUUGGAAUUGAAGCCUUCUCUUGCGAAAGUGGGUUCUGAAAUCAGAGUUGUCGGUAACGACGCUGGGGAGAAGCUAAGUAUUCUCGCAGGUUUCAUCAGCAGAAUCGACAGAAACGCUCCAGAUUAUGGAGAACUCACUUACAAUGAUUUCAACACCGAGUAUAUUCAAGCUGCUGCAUCGGCCUCUGGUGGCUCGUCAGGAUCGCCAGUCGUGAAUAUCGAUGGACAUGCAGUGGCACUACAGGCUGGUGGUUCAACAGAAGCAUCCACAGAUUUUUUCUUGCCUGUUAACAGAAUAUCAAGAGCACUAAAUUGCAUCAGGAAAGACGAACCAGUUACUAGAGGUACAAUUCAAAUGCAAUGGAUACUUAGACCUUAUGAUGAAUGCAGAAGAUUGGGACUCACAGCUGAUCGCGAGCAAGAAGCUCGUAAACAGUUUCCAGACCGUAUCGGACUACUUGUGGCAGAAACUGUCUUACGUGAGGGUCCUGCUGACACCAAGAUUAAAGAGGGAGAUACACUUAUUUCUAUCAACAACGAACUUAUCGCAUCUUUCAUGCAAGUCGAUGAUAUUCUGGAUAGCAACGUCGACCAGAAUAUUGAGUUGCUGAUCCAACGUGGUGGGAAAGAUAUUAACGUCACUUGCACAGUUGGAGAUCUUCAUUCGAUCACGCCUUCAUCCUACCUUGAAGUUUGCGGUGCAACGUUCCAUGAACUAUCUUACCAAAUGGCAAGAUUCUAUGCUAUUCCUGUGCGAGGGGUUUUCCUCAGCAGUGCAUCUGGCUCCUUUAACUUUGAUUCCAAGGAAAAAGUCGGCUGGAUCGUUGAUGCAAUCGACAAUCAAGAAACUCCAAAUUUGGAGACUUUCAUUGAGGUCAUGAAACAUGUUCCAGACAAAAAGAGGGUCACUGUUCGAUACCAUCAUCUGACUGAUCAACAUUCGCCAAACGUUGCCAGCAUUUAUAUUGAUCGUCAUUGGUGUAGCGAGUUCCGCCUAUACCAAAGAAAUGACAAAACAGGUAUCUGGGAUUAUAAAAACCUUGCAGAACCACUACCUGCAUUGCCUCAGGUCCCCCAUGAAGCCAAGUUUAUUGACCUGUCGAUCGAAAACAAAAACCUCGCAAAGCUUUCGAGAAGUCUUGUAACUGUUACUACUGUCUCGCCCAUCCCAUUAGAUUCAAUGUCUGCGGAAAGCCGUAAAGCGGCUGGGCUUGUUAUAGAUGCACAGCAGGGAUACGUUAUUGUCUCGCGUCGUGUCAUCCCUCAUGACUGCCUGGAUGUAUUCGUAACAAUAGCUGAUUCGGUUAUCCUUCCUGCUGAAGUGGUAUUUUUGCAUCCCACACAAAAUUACGCUGUGAUCAAGUAUGACCCCUCGCUAGUCAAGGCAACAGUGGAAACGCCUCGUAUGUCCUUCGAGCGGAUGAAACGUGGUGACAAAGCCCAAUUCAUUGGUUAUACUCAUAACAAUAGGCUCGUUUCCUCUGAUACUAAAGUGACGGAUAUUUCAUCUUUGAGUAUACCAAGCAACAUCAUCCCUAGAUAUAGAGCAACCAAUUUGGAAGCCGUGGGUAUUGACUGCAAUGUGAGCUCGAGGUGUAACUCCGGUAUACUGGCUGAUGAAGAUGGGACGGUUAGAGCUCUUUGGCUAUCCUUCCUGGGUGAAAUCCAGGACGGCAAAGAGAAGGUAUACCUUCUUGGCCUGGAUUUGACGGAUUUGAAGCCCGUGAUCGAUUUGCUGAGAAGCGGACAGAGACCAAGAAUCAAUAUCGUUGAUGCUGGUUUUGGCUCAAUCUCCAUCGCGCAGGCAAGAAUCCGUUCUGUUCCAGAGGAAUGGAUCUCAAGAAUGGAAGCUGAAUCAGAGAACAGACUCCAGUUCAUGCAUGUCACAAGGGUUUCUUUUACAACUGAAAAGGAGAAGCUAUUGCCUGGGGAUGUCAUUUUGAGCGUCGAAAAUAGGCUGGUCAAGGAAAUGAGAGAUUUGGAUGGAAUUGUGACCUCGGGAUUGGGCCCUAACGAGGAACAGAUUUUGAAUUUCAAGCUCGCCAGAAACGGCCAAAUUGUUGAUGUGCGCGUAAAGACGGUCGAAGUCAGUGAAACAUCGCACUUUGCUGUAUUCGCCGGUUGCAUUCUACAAACUCCACACCAUGCUGUUUUACAAGCGAUGUCAGAGAUCCCUAGUGGAGUUUACUGUACUUUCAGAGGACAGUCGUCUCCUGCAACGCAAUACGGUAUUGCUUCGACCAACUUUAUCACACACAUCAACGAGAUCCAAACUCCAGAUCUGGAGACUUUUGUGAAAGUUGUCAAGACCAUUCCUGACAACACAUAUUGCAAAAUUCGCUUGGUUACUUUCGACAACGUUCCUUUUGCCAUUUCUCUGAAGACCAAUUACCAUUAUUUCCCAACGGCAGAAUUGAAAAGAGACCCCAUCAGUGGCAAGUGGAUCGAAAAUGAGCUCAACAAAACCGAUGAAAAGACCGCUUGA